AUGACGAGAGCUGAAGAACCGCCCCAGGGGCGACGAGGCUCGCUCGCACCCCAUGCACUGUACGAGACGGAGGCUGCCGAGCUCACCGACCUGUCCGUCGAUUGCUCUUUCAACUGCGUCGAGACGACAUCCCAGCGCUUAUGGAGCGCAAAAAACGACAGCGAAUACGGCCCCUCGGCGCCCGACACGGUGCUCUACCUAGCCUACGGCUCCAACAUGUGCGCGCAGACAUUCCUGGGCAUGCGCAAGAUCAAGCCCCUGUCGCAGAUGAACGUGUAUGUGCCGAGUCUGCGCCUGACGUUUAGUCUGCCGGGCGUCGCGUACAUGGAGCCGUGCUUUGCCAACGUCGACUACCGCGACGCCGACGCGGAAAGGCCUGAUGGAAGCCCGAGCAAGCACUGGGACGGCUGCCUCGUCGGUGUCGUGUACGAGGUGACCAAUUCGGACUGGCGCAACAUUAUGCGCACCGAGGGCGGCGGCGCGAGCUACCAGGAGAUUGUCGUGCCCUGCGUCCCGCUGCCCAGCAGCGCGACGGGCGGCGCGACCCUGCCAGGGACCUUUAUGGCCAGGACGCUGCACGCACCGCGCACCCCGGACCACAAACGGCCUGGGAACUGUGGGUGGUGGGAUCGCCUCACGACCGGGCCGUAUCGCCCGCGAGACGACUACGCGCAGCCCAGCCAGCGCUACGUGAACCUACUGCGGACGGGCGCCCAAGAGCACGGCCUACCGCGGGUGUACAAGGACUACCUGGACUCGAUACAGCCCUACACGCCGACGCAUACUGGGCAAAAGAUUGGCAAAUUUGUCUUUCUAGUCUGUUUCGGGCCCCUCUUCCUCUUCAUGCUCCGUGUGGCGGCGCUCUUUGCCGACGAAACAGGCCAGACACCCAAGCUCCUGUCGGGGCUUAUGACUGCCAUGUCCAACAUGAUGUGGAUCACCUACGAUUAUGUCUUGAAGCCGGUUUUUGGAGAUGGCGAGAGAACGGACGCGACAGACUAUGCGAAAGGGGAGUCGACAAAAACAGCCUCCGGUUUAAUACUCCUAUUAUGGGUUGUCAAGCAGAUCAUCCGUGAUUUUAACAGUCUCAAGCCUUGA
Cordyceps militaris CM01 is the source of this 1098-nucleotide messenger RNA. Its product is annotated as gliotoxin biosynthesis protein GliK. The transcript is spliced from 3 exons. The record is from RefSeq and is a predicted model, not a curated record. NCBI's taxonomy places the organism in Eukaryota, Fungi, Ascomycota, Sordariomycetes, Hypocreales, Cordycipitaceae. Gene Ontology annotation, molecular function: gamma-glutamylcyclotransferase activity. The coding region runs from base 1 to 1098 and encodes 365 amino acids.